GCUAAGAAGGCAAAUGAAAGGAUUGUCGCUACCGCGGACUCCAUUACCCCCAAAAAAAGAGAAUCUGAAAGAACAGUCAGAAAGAGAAGGCUUUGUCAGAAGGAGAAUCGGAGAAUAGAAAUAACGCACAGAAUUACUUCAGACAAGAAACAGGAGUUGAUUUGAUCAGAAUAUAAGCAUUUUUUCACACGGAUACAGCAAUGGAGACUACUGCAGGAAAGACACAAUGGAACAGGCAAGUGAUAUUUUUUAUUGUAGCUUUACUAUUGUCUGAGGCGAGUUCCGAGACGGGGGAGUUUUCUGUGGCAGAGGAGAUGGAGAGCGGCUCCUUUGUGGCCAAUGUGGUGAAAGCGUUAGGUCUGGAAGUGGGGGAGUUGUAUGCGCGGGGUUCGCGGGUAGCCUCUAACCAUAACAAACAAUUUUUACAACUGGAUCAGAAGACAGGGGAUUUGUUUCUAAGUGAGAAACUGGACCGGGAGGAGCUGUGCGGCCCCACCGAGCCCUGUGUGCUGCCUUUCCAGAUCUUACUGGAAAACCCUUUGCAGUUUUUCAGGGCUGAACUGCAAGUGAGAGACAUAAAUGACCAUUCGCCCACGUUUCCAGACCCUGACAUACUCCUGAGAAUAUCAGAAAGCACCACGCUAGGGACUGCCUUCCCUUUAAAAAUCGCUCAGGACUUGGAUGUUGGCAUUAACAGCCUUCAGAACUACACCAUCAGCCUCAACUCGCAUUUCCUCCUUCACAUUCACACCCGGAGUGAUGGCAGAAAGAUCCCAGAGCUAGUGUUGAAUAAAGCUCUGGAUCGUGAGGAGCAGCCGGAACUCACACUAACCCUCACGGCCAUGGAUGGUGGGUCCCCCAUGAGGUCUGGGACAGCCCAAGUGCGGGUUACCGUUGUGGACGUUAAUGACAACCCGCCUCUGUUUGUUCAGUCAAGGUAUCAAGUGCAGAUUCUAGAGAACAGCCCCAUUGGAUCUCUGGUAGUGACUGUCUAUGCUCGAGAUUUAGACUCUGGAAUCAAUGGGGAUAUCACCUAUGCCUUAUUCCAAGCUUCAGAUGAAGUCAGCCAAACAUUUGGAAUUGAUCCAGUCUCAGGAGAAAUUCGACUGAAAAAACAAGUAGAUUUCGAGGCAAUUCAGAAAUAUGAGGUGGAUAUUGAGGCCACGGACAUCGGGGCCCUUUCUGGGAAAUGUACUGUUUUGGUCCAAGUGAUGGAUCUGAACGACAAUUCCCCAGAGCUGACUAUGUUGUCAUUAACUAGCCUUAUUCCAGAGAACGUUCCAGAGAGUGUGGUCGCUGUUUUCAGCAUCAGAGAUCGUGACUCUGGGGAAAAUGGAAGGAUGAUUUGCUCUAUUCAAGAGGAUCUUCCUUUCUCCUUGAAACCUCAUUUGGGGAACUUCUAUUCAAUAAUAACUGAGGGAGCUCUAGACAGAGAAAGCAGGUCGGACUACAAUAUCACCAUUACUGUCAUGGAUUUGGGGUUUCCAAGACUGAAAACCGAGCACAACAUCACAGUGUUCAUUUCCGACAUCAAUGACAACCCACCAGUAUUUAUUCAGACAGUGUACACUCUCUACCUCCGGGAGAACAACACCCCCGCCCUUCACAUUGGUAGCAUCAGUGCCAGUGAUAGAGACUCAGGGACCAAUGCCAAAGUUACCUACUCCCUGCAGCCUCCAGAGACUGGAGACCUGCCCCUCUUCUCCUACAUCUCCAUCAACUCAGACAAUGGACAUCUCUAUGCCCUGAGAUCUCUGGAUUAUGAAGCCAUCCAAACUCUCCAGUUCACUGUGAGGGCAACUGAUGGAGGCUCCCCAGCCCUCAGCAGCCAGGCUCUUGUCCAGAUUGUGGUUCAGGAUGAGAAUGAUAACUCUCCCUUUGUGCUGUACCCCCUGCAGAAUGGCACAACUCCCUGCAAUGACCUGGUGCCCAAAACAGCAGAGCCAGGUUAUCUGGUCACCAAGGUUGUUGCUGUAGAUCAGGACUCUGGACAGAAUUCCUGGCUUUCCUACCAACUUCUCAAAGCCACAGACCCAGGGCUUUUCACCGUGUGGGCACAUAAUGGAGAAGUUCGAACAGCAAGGCCCAUCAGUGACAGAGACGCCAUCAAGCAGAGACUCUUGGUGCUGGUGAAGGACAAUGGGCAGCCUCCUCUAACCAUAGUGUCCACACUGAAUGUGCUCUUAGUGGAUGGAUUCUCUGAGCCCUUUGUGAAGCUUCCAGAUGAGCCCAAAGAUGAGCCACAGACUGAUUCCCUUACAGUCUACUUGAUCAUAUCUUUGGUUUCUGUCUCCUUUCUGUUCCUCGUCUCUGUCAUCCUUUUCAUUUCCAUAAGGCUGUGGAGAAAAGGGGAUGCAUUGGAAGGUGAUCGCUUAGAACCCAACUGCCAAUUUUCAGGUCACUUGGUGGAUGUCAAUGGCACUGGGACCCUAUCCCAGAGCUACCAGUAUGAGGUGUGUUUGACCACUGGCUCUGGGAACACUGACUUCAGGUUUCUGAAGCCAAUUAAUCACAAUCUCCCUCCUCCAGUUUCCAACAGGGACUCGGAGGAAGAUCAAGUCUUCCAAAAUACCUAUAUGCUUGGUUAAGUGUGAGAAUUCUUUAACUUGCAUUUAAUAUGUAGAUUGUGUACAUUUUUGGCAUUUCUGAGAUGUUACUUAAAUACUGAGAUUUCCUGGAUCUGUGAUCUUUACCUAUGUAGUCAGCAAUUUGAUUCCUGAUAGUCAUCGUUGGAUCCACAUCAUAAAAGCUUUUUGACAGACAGGAAUUUUUUUUUUACUGGUAAUUUUCCUUAAGGAGAAAUUUUAGCUAGCUAACAAGUUGAAGAUGUAGUGUUCUUAUAUUCUACAUAGUCUGCCCAUCAAUGUUGACAUUUUAAUUAAAUUCAACCUUCAAGUAAUAAAGUGGGAAGUUGAAUUAUCUUCCUUCUAAUAUUUUUAAAAUUAGACUUUUCUGUUAUUGAUCAAUUUCAGAAUUUCUGUAUUCUUUUAAAAAAUAGCUGUAUGUUUAUUUUUUGCUUCAUAGGUAUGGGUU
Molecule: messenger RNA, 3033 nt
Organism: Dromiciops gliroides (monito del monte)
Lineage: Eukaryota; Metazoa; Chordata; Mammalia; Microbiotheria; Microbiotheriidae
Product: protocadherin beta-16-like
Exons: 1
Coding region: 201-2588 (795 amino acids)
Biological process (GO): homophilic cell-cell adhesion
Cellular component (GO): plasma membrane
Molecular function (GO): calcium ion binding
Source: RefSeq, a predicted model, not a curated record